This is a messenger RNA of Dinoponera quadriceps, 1225 nucleotides long. RefSeq lists its product as uncharacterized. Lineage: Eukaryota; Metazoa; Arthropoda; Insecta; Hymenoptera; Formicidae. Bases 20 to 910 code for a protein of 296 amino acids. The transcript is spliced from 2 exons. The record is from RefSeq and is a predicted model, not a curated record.
AUAACUAACUAAUCGCAAGAUGUUGAAGUUUUGCCCACUGUGCAUAAAGAACGGUGUUAAAAAUCGGAUCAAAGCGUUCCAAAUCAACCUAGAGGAAGCGAUGUGGAGCUGCGAGAAUUCGAACUGCGUCUGGCCUUUGGGCUACGAAGAUCUGACAAAGUUGAUCUUUCAAAGAUCAGCCUCAACAUGUACUUGGGAAGAUACGUAUCUCGAUGAAGAAUGUACACCCACGUUAAUAGAACUGACACUUUAUACACCACCUAUGACUCCCCUGGAAUGCUCGGUAAACUCUACAAUGCAAGACAAACCUAGCGAAUUAUCGUCCACAAGUGAGUCUAUCGAUUCAAAGAGAGAAAUUAUAGACUGCAAAAGGCUGCCGAAUGAGUUAGCAGCUAAGUUUACAAAAGAAAAGGAUAUAAAUGCGAAUGCUGAUAAACCGUUGCCUAAGAUUGUUAAUAUUGAGAAAGUUAACAUUGAUAUUACCAAAAUUCUUCAAGAUAAACAUCCCAGUGAUGGAAAAAUGCAGGAGCAUUUGUCUGCAACCUCUGUAACGAGUACUGCAGAAAAUUAUGGUGCUUCCGCCGACAUAGAAUACUAUGAAUUUAAUUCACAUAAACAAUAUAAGACUGGAAAGGAAUGUAAAGGAAGGAAAAAUGACAAUGUACAAAGAAACGAAGCGUAUAAUUUAGAUGCAGGUAUUAGCUCGAAUAUACCAUCAGUAACUACAAAUAUGGAAGUUCAAGUGGAUAUUAUAAAUAAUCCAAAUAAUCCAGGAACAAAUGGUUCUACAUUAGAUGUUACAAAUACUAACGACACGAAUAUAGAUACAAUGUUGGAUGAUAUUUUGGAAAAUGCAAACGAGAUUACCAAAGAUAUGAGCUAUGAUUGGCUAGAUUUUAUACAAAUUUAAUUCAAAAUAGCUUAUAUUUUGUUACUUAAUAUCACUCGUGUGAAACGAGUGAUAUAUAACAAAAACGUGUGAAACUUGUAAGAACGACUGCAGAUUGGAACUACUUUUUUAUCUUCUUUUUUCUGAUAAAAAGAACAUCAAGUGAUAAUAGCUUAAUAAAAUCAAUAAAGAAAUUAAAAGAUACCAUAUAUAUAUAUUUUGUAAUUAUAUAGUCUAUUUUUGUUUACUUGUAUUUUUGAUUGUUAUUAAGAUGGCAAUUGUCUAAUAAAAAGCGAAUGAUGAAAAAUAUUUGUAUUAAGAUCCGUCGUAUAAUUC